This is a messenger RNA of Salvia miltiorrhiza (redroot sage), 1109 nucleotides long. RefSeq names its product protein ELF4-LIKE 4-like. The transcript is spliced from 3 exons. Gene Ontology annotation, biological process: entrainment of circadian clock; positive regulation of circadian rhythm. NCBI's taxonomy places the organism in Eukaryota, Viridiplantae, Streptophyta, Magnoliopsida, Lamiales, Lamiaceae. The record is from RefSeq and is a predicted model, not a curated record. The coding region runs from base 404 to 748 and encodes 114 amino acids.
ACUAUUGGAGGCAAGUGGAAGCUAACAUGGGAGCUGGAGAUUGGAGAAUACUUUUCCAUAAUCAUCGAAAAAGGCCAGCAAUGAAUGAAGGCCGAAUCCCGCAGGUGAAGUAAGCGGAGAGAGAAAGUACAUAUCCAUCUGUCAAAACUCUCUCUCUACAAUUUUUAGACAGAGAAAGAAAAAUCCCACAAAGCCACCAUAGGACGAGGAUCCUCCGUGUGACUGACUCUCUGUAUUGUCGAAUCCCGUACAAAGCAAUUCUCCUCUCUCUCUCUCUUCAUGAUUUCAGGGGACCUGUAAUUGUUUGUAGUGUUGACAUUUGAAGACAAAAGACAGAGAAGAGCUAACCUAUGGUGCUCAAUUAAAAGCUAAUGUUGCAGUUGAAUUGAGCAAAGAAGGAGUGAUGGAAGACGAUAUAUUUUCGAGCAUUGCAGCUAGUGGACAGAUUGAGCCUAAGUUUCAACAAAGAUUUCAGAAAAACUUUGUGCUGGUCCAGAACAUUUUGGACCAGAACAGGUUGUUGAUAAAUGAGAUCAACCAGAACCACGAGUCGAAGAUCCCAGACAAGUUGACGCGUAAUGUGGGACUAAUUCGUGAGCUCAACAACAACAUUAGACGGGUGGUUGACCUAUACAGCCAUCUCUCCGACUCUGCCAGAUCAAUGGAAACCUUGUCUGAAGGGGAGUCGGCUGGGACAACUAAGUCCGAUGGGAGAGGUGGACUAAAGAGAGUUAGGUCUGGCAAUUGAUCAUAUCCCCUUCCUAGUCUUACUGCACUGAAUCUGGUGGAAGAGUACAUACACGAGAUUUAGGUCUUGCUUCAUAUCUGGGGUUGUUUGAUCUGUGGAAAGGUACAAAUUUUCAAUUUCAAUUAUCGUAGCUCGAUUUCUUGUAACAUUUUCUUGAGAUUGAUCUCCAUAAUGAGCAUUUCUUGCAUUAGAAAAGUCGAUACGCCUCACUUAGUAGCUUAUGUAACUGUUCUGAUUGGAGUAAUGUAGUUUUGCUGCACCCAACCCAAAUCUGCUAUUGCAAUGUUGUUUGUGAACCUGCUGAUUGUAGACAGUGAAGGGUUUUACAUCUAUCACCACUUAAUGUGUUUGGUUCAUUUUA